AAAUUAGUAAAUGAGACAUUCCAGAAGCUCUGGUUUACUCCAACUCCACACCAUGACAAAGAAGCAAUGACCAGGAAAAUACUAAACAUUACUGAUGUGGUUGCAGCUUGUAGAGAUACAGGGUAUGAUUGGUUUGAACAGCUUCUUCAAAAUCUGUUGAAGUCAGAAGAAGAUGCCUCAUAUAAACCUGUGAAGAAAGCCUGUACUCAACUUGUUGACAAUUUGGUUGAGCAUAUUCUUAAAUAUGAAGAAUCCUUAUCAGAUUCUGACAACAAAGGUGUGAAUUCUGGUCGCUUGGUUGCUUGCAUAACCACUUUGUUCUUAUUCAGCAAAAUCAGGCCCCAGUUAAUGGUCAAACAUGCCAUGACCAUGCAGCCAUACCUGACCACUAAAUGUAGUACACAGAAUGAUUUCAUGGUGAUCUGCAAUGUUGCAAAAAUCUUAGAACUUGUAGUACCGCUAAUGGAGCAUCCAAGUGAAACCUUUCUUGCCACUAUUGAGGAAGACCUCAUGAAACUCAUCAUCAAAUAUGGCAUGACAGUUGUUCAGCAUUGUGUGAGCUGUCUUGGGGCUGUUGUGAACAAGGUCACCCUGAACUAUAAAUUUGUGUGGGCCUGUUUUAAUAGAUACUAUGGUGCACUUUUGAAAUUAAAAAGUCAACACCAGGAAGACCCCAACAGUACAAUACUUACUGCCAAUAAACCAGCACUCCUUAGAUCACUUUUCACUGUUGGAGCAUUGUGUCGACAUUUUGAUUUUGAUCAGGAAGAUUUUAAGGGCAACAGUAAGGUUAACAUUAAGGAGAAAGUACUUGAACUGUUGAUGUAUUUUACAAAACAUGCAGAUGAAGAAGUACAGACAAAAGCCAUUAUUGGCCUUGGAUUUGCAUUUAUACAACACCCAAGUUUAAUGUUUGAACAGGAAGUGAAGACUCUGUACAACAGCAUUCUUUCAGAUAAGAACUGUUCAGUAAACUUAAAAAUCCAGGUGUUAAAAAACCUCCAGACCUACUUGCAGGAGGAGGAUACACGUAUGCAGCAGGCAGACAGAGACUGGAAAAAAGUGGCAAAGCAGGAAGACCUGAAAGAAAUGGGUGAUAUUUCCUCAGGGAUGAGUAGUUCCAUCAUGCAGCUAUAUCUCAAACAGGUCCUUGAAGCUUUCUUUCAUACCCAGUCCACUGUACGCCACUUUGCUCUAAAUGUCAUUGCACUGACAUUAAACCAGGGUCUCAUCCAUCCUGUUCAGUGUGUGCCAUACUUAAUUGCUAUGGGCACAGAUCCAGAGCCCUCUAUGCGAAACAAAGCUGACCAGCAGUUGGUGGAAAUAGACAAAAAAUAUGCUGGGUUCAUUCACAUGAAAGCAGUGGCUGGUAUGAAGAUGUCUUACCAGGUACAACAGGCAAUCAAUACCUGCCCAAAGGAUCCUGUAAGAGGUUUUAGACAUGAUGAAUCUUCCAAUGCAUUGUGUUCACACCUAUACUCCAUGAUCCGAGGGAACCGCCAACACAGACGAGCUUUUCUAAUUUCGUUACUCAACCUCUUUGAUGAUACUGCAAAAACAGAGGUGAAUAUGCUCUUGUACAUAGCAGACAAUCUAGCCUGUUUUCCUUAUCAAACACAGGAGGAGCCACUGUUUAUAAUGCAUCACAUAGACAUUACACUAUCAGUUUCUGGUAGCAACCUACUACAGUCAUUUAAAGAGUCUAUGGUGAAAGACAAAAAAAAGGAAAGAAAGCCUUUAUCAGACGAGGAGACUGAGAGUGACAGCAACAGUGGUAGUGAGAGUGAAAGUGAGGAGGAAGCUUCUAAGCCUCGGAAGUUACGGAAACAAGUAGACUCUGAUUCAGAUUCUGAUGAAGAAAAUGAUAUAAAUGCUGUGAUGAAAUGCUUACCAGAAAAUUCAGCUCCUUUAAUUGAAUUUGCAAAUGUCUCCCAAGGCAUAUUAUUACUUUUGAUGCUGAAACAGCAUUUAAAGAACCUCUGUGGGUUCUCUGAUAGUAAAAUUCAGAAAUAUUCUCCAUCUGAAUCUGCAAAAGUUUAUGAUAAAGCGAUAAAUAGGAAGACAGGAGUGCACUUCCAUCCAAAACAGACUCUGGAUUUUCUGCGGAGUGAUAUGGCUAAUUCCAAGAUCACUGAAGAAGUGAAGAGGAGUAUAGUAAAACAGUAUUUACAUUUCAAGCUCCUUAUGGAA
Merops nubicus (carmine bee-eater) is the source of this 2190-nucleotide messenger RNA. Its product is annotated as nipped-B-like protein. The record is from RefSeq and is a predicted model, not a curated record. Gene Ontology annotation, biological process: establishment of protein localization to chromatin; establishment of mitotic sister chromatid cohesion; brain development. Gene Ontology annotation, molecular function: chromatin binding. The transcript has 16 exons. NCBI's taxonomy places the organism in Eukaryota, Metazoa, Chordata, Aves, Coraciiformes, Meropidae. The annotation marks the transcript as partial. Gene Ontology annotation, cellular component: Scc2-Scc4 cohesin loading complex.